Molecule: messenger RNA, 886 nt
Organism: Apis cerana (Asiatic honeybee)
Lineage: Eukaryota; Metazoa; Arthropoda; Insecta; Hymenoptera; Apidae
Gene: Pfdn6
Product: prefoldin 6
Biological process (GO): protein folding; chaperone-mediated protein complex assembly
Cellular component (GO): prefoldin complex; cytoplasm
Molecular function (GO): protein-folding chaperone binding
Source: RefSeq, a predicted model, not a curated record
AAUAGAUAUGAUUGUAUACAGUGAUGCAGUGUCACCAUCUUGCGAUUAUUGUAAAAUAUAAUCUAGGGAAUUUAAAACAAUAAAAAUUAUAAAAUUAUAUAAUUUAAAAAAUAUAUAUAUAUUUAAAAUAUAUGAUAUGUAUGGUAUAAUAUAUACAUACUGUGGAGAUAUAUACACAUCUGUAACACAUUUAAGCUAGUCAACAUUAAGAAGGGUUAAAAUAAUAUAGGUUAAGCAAAUUUAAUUAGAAAGAAUACCGAUAUACUUUACAAAAUUUUCUAUUUCUUUUAUUCUUUGUUAAGAAAUAUUAGUAAUACAAUUCGUGGAAAAGAUUGUUACGGAACAUUAUCCCAAUAUGACGAAUAUGACAGAAGAAAUUCAAAAAAAUUUAAAAACAGAGUUAGACAAGUAUAAACAAGUUCAAAAAGAUUUCCACAAAGCAUUGAGUCAAAGACAGCAGUUGGAUGGACAAUUAAAUGAAAAUAUUGCUGUUAAAAAAGAAUUAGAUCUCUUAAAAUCAGAAGAUGAUGUUUUUAAAUUAAUUGGACCAGUUCUCAUUAAACAAGAUGUAGAAGAAGCAAAGCAAAAUGUUGCUAAACGAAUGGAAUAUAUCUCCUCUGAAUUGAAAAGAGUGGAGGAAUUGAUAACUACAUUAGAUAAAAAACAAGACACACAUCGUGAAACAUUGGAAAAAUAUCAACAGAUGUUUCAACAAGCUCAAAUAAAGGCAUCAUUUUCUCAACCAAAAGCAUAAUUUCACAUAUGAAAUAAUUACAGCGUUGUCGCUUUUUGUUAUAUCAAUAUCAGAGAACAAAAAAAUUGUAUAAUCACAAAUGUGAUUAUUCUUAUUUCUAAUUAAAUUUGUUAAUAAAUUUCUUGUGAAGCA